ACGGAAUCCUGUUGUGAUCGCGAUCGCAACAGUCGAAGUUGGACCCUUGGUCCAUUGGUGAUGAUACCUGCAGUGAAUGUGCACAAGAAACUUUCAAGGCCGGCGACGGUGAACGUCGACACUGGCCGAACACGAGUCCUACUCCCAACCCGAGUUGCAACUCACUUCCGGUGCCAACUCCGCCUUUGUUGUACAGUCUCACUCCGGAAACCGGUCUGGACACUUUCGGCUCUAAUACAAUCGGGCGUUUUACAUAAACAACGUGACUUGUUGAUAGUAACCGCAGUCCCUCAGUUAUCCUGACCUCUCAGUCUCCUCUUUACUCUCUUUCACUGCAGCCCUACGUCCCCCCAAUCUACCAUCAUCCUUCAGUGCUAUGCGUCCUCGAAACCUAUCCUUCCCUCUCUUUCUCCUCUGCCUCUCUCAGGCGGCUCUCCUCGUUCAAGCAGUUGCGUUGUUUCACUUCUCAUUCCGUCCUAUUCCAUCAACCUAUUCCCGGUAUCCAUCCAACCUAACCUACAAUUCCUCUCACCAGGCCGAAAUCACCAAACGGGAGGAUGACCCAUUCAGAGAGGUCUUUUUCCCUCCGCGUUCGAAAUUGAUAGCCCACGGACACUUUCGUCCCUUGGUUUUCUCUUUUUCUUACCCAUCGGUGAGUGGGUGGAAUGAGUGCAACUCGCCUUCGCAACGGGAGUUUCCAAGGCCUCUCGUCCUAACUUGCUUUGUUCCCCCGCAUACAUGCAUCCUCAUUGCCCGAUACCGCUCUCUCAACCCAUCAUACUGGCUCAGAGUUCACCUCGUCAUUCAAACCUUCGCAGCCCUUCUUAUCAUUUCGGGUUUUGCCAUCGGUGUCAACUACAAUCACGACGCAUAUGACGGAUACGAUUAUCGCAACGUAAGGCACGGAAGAAUAGGAAUCGCAUUGUUCGUCCUCUAUCUCGUCCAAUUUUCGCUCGGUUUCUUCAUCCAUUACAUAAAACUCCCAUCACUCAACCCUUUCCUCUCUUCAUCAUCGAAACUUGCAUCUACACCACAGUCACAACCCCCUCACCCACUCGCAACACACCCACCACAAAACAUCUUCCAUGUCAUCAUAGGUCUUACGAUUCUUUGUCUAUCGAUUUACCAAGUUCGAACUGGAUAUAGGGAUAUGUACCCUUUGUGGACUGGACUGGACACGCCGGGAAGCGUGAACGAUGUGUGGGGCGUUUGGGUCGGGGUGAUCCUUGGUGUUUGGGUAUUGGGCUGUUUCGUGGGUGUGAGGUCGUAUUUGAAGGCGAAACAGAGUUGGAACGGGAGCAGGAGCGGGAGCGGGAUGAUGUUGCAGCGUCGGGAUGGGGAAUACGAG
Cantharellus anzutake is the source of this 1348-nucleotide messenger RNA. RefSeq lists its product as uncharacterized. The annotation marks the transcript as partial. Gene Ontology annotation, molecular function: transmembrane monodehydroascorbate reductase activity. Lineage: Eukaryota; Fungi; Basidiomycota; Agaricomycetes; Cantharellales; Hydnaceae. The transcript has 3 exons. The record is from RefSeq and is a predicted model, not a curated record.